CAGUUUAUUCAGCAACUUGGCGUGCAACUGCUUCCAAACCAACUCAACAAUCUACGACGACUAUAGCAUCAAAUCGACUCUAAACAAGGCCCUACAGCAGCCAUGAACCAGUUUCAGUCAUUUGCUCCACAGGCACCAUCUGUAGCCGAGUAUGCCUUUCCGAGUGUGCUCCAGUUCCUACAGUCGGAAUGGCGUCGGUUCGAGCGUGAUAGGAACGAGUGGGAUAUCGAAAAAGCAGGGAUGAAGGCCAGGAUAGCGUUCCUCGAAGGCGAGAAACGUGGCGUGGACAAUACAAAGAUGGACCUUAUGAAGCGUGUUAAAAUGCUGGAAUACGCACUUCGCCAGGAAAGGAGCAAGUAUGUCGAAGCCAACAAUGCCGCUGGUGCAGCUAAGCAGACCAAUCAUUCUGUUGAUAUCCAGCAAGCAAAGAGUGCUAGCAACGACAACAGCAAUACGGAUACCCUCAGUAACGGCAACAGCAACAGCAACAGUAAUAGCAAUGCCAAUAACAAUAACAAGGCACAGAAUAGAAUGUCAGCUUACAGUGCAUCAGGAGUGAGCAUGACUCAAGUGAGCCCCACCUCCGCUACUGGUUUGGAUCCUGUAGGGAGAGCCAAGAGCAGGGAGUUUUUGAGGAUAUGCCUGCAGGAGAUCAGCUACCUGACAGCGUCAGUGCCCCAAUCGAUUACAACUGCAAUGCCACCAGCUCAAAGCCGAGUUGGCCGCCAUGAAUUGGACAAGCGAGUACCUGGCCCUAAUGGCCUGCGAGGUGGAGGCGGUAGAAACCGACACAGCGACUUUUUCCCGGCAGGUGUUCAUUUGCAGGCGGCUGCUCCUCCGUUGUCAAGGUCCAACUCUGUCCCGAUCGAUACUCUCGAUUCACUGUCAAGGGCCAAGGUUAUUGCGAGUAGCCCGCUUCACGGCACAGAUACUACCGCCAUCAAUGGAUCCGUAGAAGAGCUAAAUGGAAACCAAGCUACGUUGAAACAGCAGCACUUUUCUCAACAGCCUUCAAAGCUGAUCAACGGCUUUGUCCCGGACGAGAUGAAGAAAACUGCAUCUGCUCAUACACCCAACAAAGAAAAGCAGGGAGCGCAGAAGACCGAGCGGAGCAAUGAUGACAGCAUGGACGAUGGAAAUAGGGAGGAACAGAGUCCAAGCGCUCUCGAGGCUUUCCAGAGAGAGGAGGCUGUCACUGUUGUUCACUCGCCAGUGUCCGGUGAUCAAUGGCGCGCAGAAUUGGAAAAGGCUGGUCGUCAACUGGCCGAAAAUGCCAACGAGAAAAAGGCAGGAGCUAAAGCGGAAGACGUGGCCCAAUUGAGUAAGGAUGUGCAGGAUAAGUUCAAUAUCACAUCUGAACAAUUAAACAAGAUGGUGAAAAGCUGGGACUUGGACAAAUCUAAACAGGACCCUGGACUUGCCAAAAACUCGAUCCGCAAGAGAACCAAGGAGGAGGAUGAAUUAGAGUCCCUGUGGAUUUCCGAGUCCGAAUCUAUGGAGACCAGCGGAGGGACAAAAACAAGCGAUGCCCUCGAGGAUGAGCCUGCUCGCUGGCGCCCCAAAUUGACGUUGCGUAGACACCUCGACACUGUGCGGUCGAUCGCUUUUCACCCUUCAGAUAAAGCCCUUUUGUCUGGCUCAGAAGACGGAACUAUGAAAUGUUGGAAUUUGGAGGCACCUCUCCAGGAUUCCAAGAGGCAACUGAAUGGUGAGAUCGAGCCCGUCCAUACGUACCGCGGACACACGAAGCCCGUCACUGCGGUCGCCAUAUCUGCGGACCAAAAUAAGUGCUUCUCUUCUAGCAUGGAUUCGACCGUGCGAUCAUGGAAAAUGGUACCAAUGAACAAGGAGACGUAUGCGCGCCUCGACCCCUCACUUUCAAUGUCGUCUUUUAUCGGGCACACUGAUACUGUUUGGGACAUCCGACUCUUCCCCAUUUCCAUUUCAUCUUCUCAGCUCCUGGCCUCGAUAUCCGCUGAUGGGGCACUAAAGAUUUGGGACACAGAGACCAAGGGCUCACCUCUUCGAUCUUCAUGGGGCUACAAUGGACUGGAACCUUCAGAACUCACAGAACCCACGGCGGCAUACACAUCUGGCUUGGCCAAAUUGCCGACACCCACCAGUCUCGACUUUUGUCCGACAGAUCUGAGGAAGAUGGUGGUCAGCUACUCGAACGCCGUCAUCAAACUGUUUGAUAUCGAGACUGGAAAAGAGAUAUUGGCCUUCAAGAGCAACGAAUCUUAUGAUGGUACGACCGCAACACAGAUCAAUAAGAUCGUUUGCCACCCAACCCUGCCCAUUGUGAUCUCAGGACACGAAGACCGCUAUAUCCGAUUCUUUGACAUCAACUCGGGAUCGUGCUCGUUCUCGAUGCUCGCCCAUCUGGAUGCUGUCUCCUCGCUCGACAUCGAUCCCUCAGGGCUUGUGCUCUGCUCUGGCGGACAUGAUGGGUCGGUGCGGCUCUGGGAUAUUGGUUCAUCAACGAGGUCCUGCCUGCAAGAGUUCACAGGACAUCGCCGUAAGAGCGGCGAGGGAGUUAUGUCAGUCAAAUACCACUCGACUUUGCCAGGCUUGUUGGCCACCGGUGGGGCCGAUUCGAUUGUCAAGGUCUAUACCCGGAGCUAGACUAAGCAUAUGUAACUCGCACCAAGGAGCCAUCAUGACCUGUGCGGGACGGAGUCGAUUCAUAUCGAUGACUAGCGAUAUCUUUCAGCUCUCCUAGGAUUUUUUUUUUAGCUCUUUUUCUUUGUCAAUCUAGUGUAAAAUAGCAUAUGCAUAAAACAUUUUUGCC
Molecule: messenger RNA, 2791 nt
Organism: Gamsiella multidivaricata
Lineage: Eukaryota; Fungi; Mortierellomycota; Mortierellomycetes; Mortierellales; Mortierellaceae
Product: WD40-repeat-containing domain protein
Exons: 12
Coding region: 103-2625 (840 amino acids)
Molecular function (GO): protein binding
Source: RefSeq, a predicted model, not a curated record